Molecule: messenger RNA, 5839 nt
Organism: Drosophila serrata
Lineage: Eukaryota; Metazoa; Arthropoda; Insecta; Diptera; Drosophilidae
Gene: mon2
Product: Mon2 homolog, regulator of endosome-to-Golgi trafficking
Source: RefSeq, a predicted model, not a curated record
CACCGCACUGUGUACGUCAGCUGUCAAAAAAUCACAAAUUUUCACGGCAUUACUAUUAUUUAUUAUUAAAUUUUUCCAAGUGAUUGCGUUGCAUAUGGGAGGUUCGGUUCUGGUACUUAAAUGUGGCCUGCAGCUAGUUCAGUGAUUGUCCCUCGUCGCGGAGCAGACAGAAGCCUGUAGUCAGUCUAGUUGGAGCAGCCACCAGCGGCAGCAGCAGUGACCAUGUCGUUCGUGGGCGGAGGCGGGGGCCAGGAUGUGCACAAGUUUGUGGAGGCGCUGCAGGCGGACUUCAAGACGCUCUCGCUGGAGACCAAGAAGAAGUACCCUCAGAUCAAGGAGGCAUGCGAGGAGGCCAUUUCCAAGCUCUGCUCUGCCGGCAGCAGCCAACAAAAUUCCGUGUAUUACACCGUCAACCAGAUACUCUAUCCCCUAGUGCAGGGAUGCGAGACCAAGGAUCUAAAGAUCAUAAAGUUUUGCUUAGGCAUGAUGCAGCGACUCAUCACACAGCAGGUGGUGGACCAAAAGGGCGCUCUAUACAUCACUAAUGCGUUGUGGACGCUCAUGGAGAACAACAUUGAGGAGGUAAAGGUACUGCAAACGGUGACUUUGCUGUUGACCACCAACACGGUGGUGCAUGGCGACACCUUGGCUAAGGCCUUGGUUUUGUGCUUCCGCCUGCAUUAUACCAAGAAUCCAACGAUUGUCAAUACUGCCGGGGCCACCAUCCGUCAGCUGGUGUCGCUGGUUUUCGAGCGUGUCUACCUUGAAAAGGAUUCCGUUCAGAGUCUGCAUCAGCAACAGCAACAGCAGCAGCCGACGAGUGUUUCGCCAGCAGAGGCGACCGAGGGCGGCGUCGGCCAGGACGUGCAGACCUUCGCAUCGGAUGCAUUCCUGCUGUUCCAGGAUCUAGUGCAACUGGUGAACGCAGAGCAGCCGUACUGGCUGGUAGGCAUGACCGAGAUGACGCGCACUUUCGGCUUGGAACUGCUGGAGGCCGUGCUCACCAACUUCAGUGCCGUGUUCCAUGAGAGCAACGACUUCCGAUUGCUGCUCAAGGAGCGGGUCUGUGCCUUGGUCAUAAAGCUCUUUUCGCCGAAUGUGAAACACCGUCAACUGCCGGCGGCUCCUAGUAGUGGCAAUGCCCCCGUGCCGGCCGAGAAGCCGUAUUUCCCGAUAAGCAUGCGGCUGCUACGCUUGGUGGCCAUUCUUAUUCAAAAAUACCAUACCAUCUUGGUGACCGAGUGUGAGAUAUUCCUGUCGUUGAUCAUCAAGUUUGGAUCCGAUAAGCCCGGCUGGCAACGAGCCCUGGCCCUGGAGGUCAUCCAUAAGCUGGUGACGCGCUCCUCCCUAAUUGCCUUCUUCUGCAAGUCGUACGACCUGAAGAACCACGCCACAAACAUUGUCCACGACAUGAUAGCCGCAAUGGGCAGUUAUGUGCGCUAUUCCCUGAUCAAUGCCUCGGCCAUGCUGAACGGACAGCAGAACGGGAUGGGCAGCACGCUGUCAGCGUUGUCGGGCAACAAUCAAUGCGGCUUCAUGUUCCGCGGGGCUUACCUGCCGCUGGUUGCUACCUUUGCGCCCGGCAUAUCCAAAGCAGUAUACUUAGAGAUGCUGGACAAGCUGGAUGCCCCGAACAUACCGGAUAGCUAUGGCAUCUCCGUGGGCCAUGCCAUACUCCUGGACAUGACUAGGUCUAUUGGCGGCGUCAUUCAGCGCACGCCCGAGCUGCAUCCUAGCCACAACACGGCCGUGAUCACCGAGGAGGAGCAUAAGCCGCUGUGCCUGCAGCUUGUCAACUCCAGCUGGUCGGGCCUCCUCAGCGCGUUUAUCCCUCUGGUGGAGACAUCCAUUGACGAGGCGACUACGGAGAACAUCCUCAAGGCCAUGCAGAACUAUGCUGCCCUCUGUGGCAUGCUGGAACAGUUGCAGCCGCGCGAUGCCUUUAUCAUGGCCAUGUGCCGGGCCUCCUUCCCACCGCUAGCCAUGUCCAUAUUCGCCAACACCGCCCAGGCAGACGGGGAACUAAGAUGCCACACCCGCAAUGGCAGCCAGGACCUGAGCAGUCAGUUCAUCAACAAUUGCAGCGGUGAUUCCGGAGACUUUCGGCCGCAAAUCGUGGCCGUGGGCACACCUCCCUCCGCCUCGCUGCCGCACAGCGUGAUGCAGGCGCCUGUGAUGCUGACCAACAAGAAUCUGCAGUGUAUGCGGGCUAUCCUAUUUCUGGCGCACAACAAUGGUGGCAUACUGGGCACCUCGUGGCACAUUGUCCUGCAAACGCUUCAGCAUCUGGUGUGGAUCCUGGGCCUGAAGCCCUCCACAGGCGGCAGUCUUCAGCGUGCCAAGCCAGCGGUGGAAGCGAAUGUAGGCACAACGGCCGUGAUGGCCGAUCUUCCGGUUCUGUCACAAAUGCUAAGUCAGCUCUUCGAGUCCAGCCAGCAUCUGGACGAUGUGGCGCUGCAUCAUCUGAUCGACGCCCUCUGCAAACUCUCGCACGAAGCCAUGGAACUGGCCUACGCCAAUCGGGAGCCAUCUUUGUUUGCUGUGGCAAAGCUGUUGGAGACGGGGCUAGUGAAUAUGCCGCGUAUCAAGGUGCUGUGGCGGCCUCUGACUAACCAUCUGCUGGAGGUGUGUCAGCACCGGCACAUUCGGAUGCGAGAGUGGGGCGUGGAGGCCAUUACCUACUUGGUCAAGUCCGCACUGCAGUUCAAGCACAAGACACCACUCAAGGAGAACAUGGAACUCCAAACCAUGCUGCUAAGUCCCUUGUCUGAGUUGUCCACUGUCCUGCAUGCAGAUGUACGCCAAAGGCAGCUAGACUGCGUCCUUCAGAUACUUAACACCGCCGGUGAGAUACUCUCCUUCGGCUGGCCGGCUAUUAUCGAGAUCAUUGGUGCUGUCAACGAGCACCAUGGCGAGCCCUUGGUUCGCACAGCAUUCCAAUGCCUGCAGCUAGUUAUCACCGACUUCCUCACCGUGAUGCCCUGGCGAUGCCUGCCCCUGUGCAUCAGCACGGCGGCAAAGUUCGGCUCCCAGACCCAAGAGCUGAACAUCUCACUGACAGCCAUUGGCCUAAUGUGGAACAUUUCAGAUUUCUUCAAUCAAAACCAGGACAAGCUCAUGUCCACGCAGCUCCAGGACGUGUCCAUUUUGCCCGAUUUUCCGGGCACCGUGAAAAUGCCGCAGUUCGAUAAGUUGUGGAUGUGCCUGUACGCCAAGCUGGGCGAGCUGUGUGUGGAUCUGCGUCCGGCGGUCCGUAAAUCAGCCGGCCAGACGCUCUUCUCCACCAUCUCGGCCCACGGCAGCCUGCUAAAUCCACCCACAUGGCAGGCGCUGGUCUGGCAGGUGCUCUUCCCGCUGCUGGACAAUGUGCGCGCUCUAAGCAGCUCGGCCAGCAACGAGAAGGUUGAUGCCAGCGGCAACAUCCUCAUCCAUCACUCCCGCAACACCGCUCAGAAGCAAUGGGCGGAGACACAGGUGCUGACCCUUUCGGGUGUGUGUCGGGUGUUCAACACCAAGCGGGAGCUGCUUCAGCAGCUGGGCGACUUUGAGCGAGCGUGGUCCUUGAUCCUAGAGUUUAUCCAGAAUGCGGCAUUGAGCAAGAAUGGCGAGGUAUCGCUGGCCGCCCUCAAGUCCCUGCAGGAGAUCAUGUACCACAACUCUACGGAGCGAACGGAGCGGUCUCUGAAGGAUCCACAGACGGCCAAGGAGCAGGACGAGGAGAUCUGGACUAUUGCCUGGAACAUCUGGCUGAGCAUUGGCAUGGAGAGCACCAAGAUGUCCACAUCGACCACAACGAAGCUGCAGCAACAGAACAGCAGUGGCGCCGACAGCCAGGACGAUUUUUACAUUCCCAGUCAGGCCUUUCUCACGGCCCUGAUUCAAAUCUUUCCCGCCAUCUUUCACCACAUACAAGUCAAAUUUAGUGCCGCUGACUUUGACAAAUUCUGCACUGUGCUGACCAAUGCUGUGUGCAUUCCCGUCCAAACCGAUGCGGUGCCCUACAUUAUGUCCACCGUCUCGGACACGCUGCUGACGCCGCUCCACGAUGGCAUUCUCGACUGCAUGGAGCUUAUACAAAGGUGAGAUAAGCUGGAUAGAAUAAAUUAACUCAAUAACCGUAAUUAUCACGUACAGGAGGCCACCAAGAACGACUCGCACAUCCGCCAGCUCAUUCCCGCGAUUUUCCGCCAGCUGCUGAUCUUCAGCAAGUUUGCCUGCGCCCCGCCCACCUUUCAGCAAAGUGUCGAGCACAAGUAUGCCAAGUCCUCUGCGGGCCACUACUCCAACAAUGCCUCGGUGGAGGUGGUUAGCAUGAACUACAUCCCCUUCGGUGAGAAGUCAAUCAGUAUUUGUGUGAAGCUGUACCACACGGCCACCGAGGAGCCGGUGGUGCAGGAGCAGAUCCUGCAUGACAUUGUUAAGGCGCUGCGCACACCGCUGGCCAUGAAGUAUAAGUGCCUGUCGUCUAGCACUUGGAAGCUGGCCAUUUCCAGUUUGAUCAGCGUUCUGCACACGGGGCUGAAAGUGGCGCGUGCCAAGCCCCAGCAUUUUGGCAGCCUGUGGGAUGAUCUGGCGGACACCUUGGACAAGUUCCUGUUUCCGGCCAGCGUGUGCACCGUCGAGGAUCGCGGCCUGGAGGAAAUCGUGCUAGACGAGACGAUCGACUGUCAGGUCAUCGAGCUGCUGAGGGACGAGGUGCUGCCCCACGCCCAUGAAAUGCCGCACCUUAUUAUGCAGAUCGUAGUGCUGCUGAACAAGGGCUCCAUUCACUCCGCCUCGGACACGAAUUGCUACGAGUCCGACUGGAAGCUGCGCGAAAUUUUUGCCAAGACGUGCUUCGAGACGCUGCUGCAGUUUUCGCUGCUGGAGGAUAAUGCCAACGCCAACAAUAACCGUCUCAAUGCCAAUCUCUCAGUUGCAGCGGCGGGCGGCAAGGAUUUUGCCGGACGGCUGGCGGUCACCGCUUCUCAUCGUUUCCAGGAGGUUCUGAAGCGCUUCAACGACGAUGAACGACAGAGCGGCAAGUGUCCUUUGCCAAGAUUCCGGCUGUCAGAGAUAUCCUUUGUGCUCAAAGCCAUUGCCACGCUGGUGGUGUCUAUGAAAAAGGCUCCGGCCUCAAAGGUAAACAAGCCCGCCUGGGAUCAGCUUAUUGGCCUCUAUCCAUACCUGGUGGACUGCACGACCACAACGUCACCGGAGGUGUCACGAUCACUGCGUGAGGCCCUGCUCCAGUACACCGAUCUGCUGCAGGCACCACGCAAUUGCGGGGGAACCAGUGUCGUCGCCGCCAACGACAAUGCAAUUCAAUCGAAUGGCCAAGAGCAGUGAACUCAGAUAAAGUCCGAUGGUAGUUGCUGUGCGAUGAUGUUUUUUCUUAGGUCUUUUAAGUGCGAAUAUAUAUAUAUAUAUUUAUUUUGUGCAUAAUUUAUGAAUGUUAAUCUUAGCCCUUCCCUCGCAUGGAUGUAAUGACUAAGCAUCUGUGUACUUACACAAAUACACAUAUAUAUAUAUCUAAACAUAUAUAUAUAUAUUUGUAAGCGUAUUUUCUAGUUGAGCUAUAAAAUACAUAUGUAUGUAGGAGGCCUGAUAAGCAAGAUAUUUCCCAUAGCUCUUGGCAAAGUGGGCAGCAAAGAUAGCAGAUUCCUUUAGUACCUUUUUUCGAGAAGCCAAGACAAAGAACUAGAAGAAAUACAACUACGAUAUCUAUUUGUGUAGCGCAUUUUAAAGUGCAGACUUGCGUGUUAUCUGAAAUCAAAUAUUAACCAUUAACCAUAUGAUGCAACCAACUUUGUAGUGACGUUUUUAAAUAAAGCAAAACCUAUUAUUACCAAAAGCCUGA